Sphenostylis stenocarpa is the source of this 798-nucleotide messenger RNA. NCBI's taxonomy places the organism in Eukaryota, Viridiplantae, Streptophyta, Magnoliopsida, Fabales, Fabaceae. The record is from the annotation of a GenBank genome assembly.
AUGGCGGAUGAAGGGGGCACUGACACGGUCACCGAGGAACCCAAGCGUCGCUACGAUGUUUUUCUGUGCUUCAGAGGGAAUGACACGCGCUGCACCUUCACAGGUAAUCUCUAUGCUGCUUUGCGGCAGGCCAGAUUCAGAACUUUCAUGGCUGACGGCACGUUGAAGGGUAGCGUCCAGAUUGAGAAUACUAUCAUUGAAGCGUUGAAAGCAUCCAGGAUUUCGAUCGUCGUUCUCUCCCAAAACUUUGCGUCUUCCAGGUGGUGCCUUAAUGAACUUGUCAAGAUCUUAGAGUGCAUGAGGACAAAGAACCAAGUUGUUAUUCCAAUCUUUUACAACGUCGAUCCCUCCGAUGUAAGAAACCAACGGGGUAGAUUUGGCGAAGCCAUGAUGUUUAGGUUCGGAGAGGACACUAAGGAAGUGCAGAAGUGGAGGUCAGUUUUGACUCAAGUGGCCAACUUAUCAGGAUGGUGUUUCGGAAGAGGAAGCGGGUUCAAAUAUGAAUAUGAAUUCAUUGAAGAGAUUGUGCGACACGUCACGUUGGUUCUACCCCGCUAUAGCAUUUUUCUCAGUUUCAGUGGAAAAGAAACACGCACCUUCACAGGUUUUCUCAACAACGCUUUGUGCCGAAGGGGAUUCCACACCUUCAUCAGUGAUGGGGACCAGAGUUCACAAUCUACUAUUGGAGUUAUUGAAAAAUCAAGGCUUUCAAUCGUUAUACUUCUUCGGCUUUGCUUUAGAGACCCCUCUCCCAUUUCCAUGGACAAGUCUUCAUCUGCAGAAAUAAAUGAAGAAUAA